AUGGAUUAUAUUAAUUGUCAUAUUGCUACCCAGGUCAAAAAUAAAUUGCCUGCUCCUGUACAAAUUACGGCCGAACAACUUCUCCGUGAAGCCCAAGAAAGGCAAUUAGAAGGAAUUCCACCGCCACCGAAGCAAAAGAUUACUGAUCCCGAAGAAUUACGAAGUUAUCAGCUAAGGAAAAGGAAAGAUUUCGAAGAUAACUUGCGUAAGAAUCGGACGCUAAUGGGGAAUUGGUUGAAAUAUGCUAGCUGGGAAGAGAGUCAGCGCGAAAUUGAUCGGGCUAGGUCUAUUUACGAAAGAGGUCUUGACGUUGACCAUCGUAACACGGCAGUAUGGCUGAAAUAUGCUGAAAUGGAAAUGAGGAAUCGUCAAAUAAAUCAUGCCAGAAAUAUUUGGGAUCGAGCCGUCACUAUUUUACCUCGUGCUAAUCAAUUUUGGUAUAAAUAUACGUACAUGGAAGAAAUGCUUGGUAACAUACCUGCUGCACGUCAAAUUUUUGAAAGAUGGAUGAAAUGGGAACCAGAAGAACAGGCAUGGUUUUCGUACAUUAAAAUGGAACUAAGAUAUAAAGAGGUCGAUAAGGCGAGGAAUAUUUACGAAAGAUUUGUGGUCGUUCAUCCUGAUAUAAAAAAUUGGAUUAAAUUUGCAAGAUUUGAAGAGCAACACGGUGGCUCAGAGGAAGCUAGGAAAGUAUAUGAGCGCGCUAUGGAUUUUUAUGGCGAUGAACUUAUGGAUGAAUCUAUAUUUAUCGCUUUCUCUAAACUCGAGGAAAAGUGCAAAGAGUUUGAACGUGCUCGUAUGAUUUAUAAGUAUGCCUUAGACACAUUGCCUAAGGAAGAUGCCAAAGAAUUAUAUAAAAAUUUUACACAGUUCGAGAAAAGACAUGGGGAUCGAAUGGGCAUAGAGACUGUGGUUACUAGUAAACGUCGUCGUCAAUAUGAAGAGGAACUUGAAAGUAAUCCUCAUAACUAUGAUGUUUGGUUUGAUUACGUCCGACUAAUGGAAAAUGAGGAAGAUGAAGAAGCUAUUCGUGAAAUCUAUGAACGGGCUAUAGCUAACGUUCCUUUAAUUCAAGAAAAACGCUAUUGGCGCCGAUAUAUAUACCUUUGGAUUUAUUACGCCUUAUUUGAAGAAUUAGUGGCUAAGGAUGUAAAACGAGCACGAGAGGUCUACACGGCUUGCUUAAAUCUUAUACCUCACAAGAAGUUUACUUUUGCCAAAAUAUGGAUAAUGUUGGCUAAUUUCGAGAUUCGUCAAAAGGACGCUACUUCUGCCCGGAAGAUUUUGGGCAAUGCUAUUGGGAGAUGCCCCAAAGAGAAGUUAUAUAAAAGCUACAUUGAGUUGGAGCUACAAUUACGAGAAUUUGACAGAUGUCGACAGUUAUACGAGAAAUUUUUACAAUUUAAUCCUUCUUGUUGUACAAGUUGGGUUAAGUAUGCGGAACUUGAGACUAUUUUAGGUGAUGUAGAGCGUGCUAGAGCUAUAUUUGAGUUAGCCAUCAAUCAACCAAUAAUGGAUAUGCCAGAGGUUUUGUGGAAAAGUUACAUAGACUUUGAGAUUGGUCAAGAGGAGUACGAAAACGCUAGGAGUUUAUAUGAAAAACUGUUAGAAAGGACCCAACAUGUUAAGGUUUGGAUUAGCUAUGCUCUAUUUGAACUAAAUGCUGAAGAGAAUGGGGCAGUUGACCGUUGUCGUUCUACUUAUGAGCGUGCAAAUAAUGCCUUAAGGAAGACAGACGCUAAAGAAGAGAGAUUAAUGUUGUUGGAGUCGUGGAGAGAUUUCGAAGCACAAAACGGAAGUGAAAAGUUAGAUGCUGUACAAAAGUUAAUGCCUCGCAAAAUUAAGAAGAGACGAAAAGCACAAAAUGAGGAUGGGACCGACGGCGGUUGGGAGGAAUACUACGACUACAUAUUCCCGGACAGCGAAGAGAAUAUGCCUAACUUUAAACUUCUCCAAAUGGCAAAGAAAUGGAAAAUGCAGCAACAGACCUCGAAUUAA
This is a messenger RNA of Trichoplax adhaerens, 1998 nucleotides long. RefSeq lists its product as uncharacterized. The record is from RefSeq and is a predicted model, not a curated record. Gene Ontology annotation, cellular component: U2-type catalytic step 2 spliceosome; Prp19 complex; post-mRNA release spliceosomal complex. Gene Ontology annotation, molecular function: protein binding. NCBI's taxonomy places the organism in Eukaryota, Metazoa, Placozoa, Uniplacotomia, Trichoplacea, Trichoplacidae. Gene Ontology annotation, biological process: spliceosomal complex assembly; mRNA splicing, via spliceosome. The transcript is spliced from 20 exons. Bases 1 to 1998 code for a protein of 665 amino acids.